Messenger RNA from Grammomys surdaster, 3140 nucleotides. RefSeq names its product protein kinase C and casein kinase substrate in neurons 2 (gene Pacsin2). Gene Ontology annotation, biological process: actin cytoskeleton organization; caveola assembly; regulation of endocytosis. The record is from RefSeq and is a predicted model, not a curated record. Gene Ontology annotation, molecular function: protein binding; phospholipid binding. The coding region runs from base 221 to 1681 and encodes 486 amino acids. The transcript is spliced from 11 exons. Gene Ontology annotation, cellular component: cytoplasm; plasma membrane; endosome. Lineage: Eukaryota; Metazoa; Chordata; Mammalia; Rodentia; Muridae.
GCGGCGCGGUCUCGGCUGGCGGCAGAAGCGGCCGCGGCGGGUCUGGGCUGGGUCGGGAGCGCGGCUCGAGCUGAACGGGAAGGGGUCGGAGUCGCAGCCCGGCCGGCGUGGCGUGCUCAGUGGGACCCGAGGCGAGCGGCGGCCGAGGUCUGCCUGCAGGUUUUGAGCAUCUGAUCCCUGAACUGGAGUGUCUGCUGCCACCCCCUCGUCCUCUGCAGAAAUGUCUGUCACCUACGAUGAUUCUGUGGGAGUGGAAGUGUCCAGCGACAGCUUCUGGGAGGUUGGGAACUAUAAACGGACUGUGAAGCGGGUUGAUGAUGGCCACCGCCUGUGUGGUGACCUCAUGAACUGUUUGCACGAGCGGGCACGCAUCGAGAAGGCAUAUGCACAGCAGCUCACUGAGUGGGCCCGACGAUGGAGGCAGCUUGUAGAGAAGGGACCACAGUAUGGAACCGUGGAGAAAGCCUGGAUGGCUGUCAUGUCUGAAGCAGAGAGGGUGAGUGAGCUACACCUGGAAGUGAAGGCAUCACUGAUGAAUGAAGACUUUGAGAAGAUCAAGAACUGGCAGAAGGAAGCCUUUCACAAGCAGAUGAUGGGAGGCUUCAAGGAGACCAAGGAAGCAGAGGAUGGCUUUCGAAAGGCCCAGAAGCCCUGGGCCAAGAAGCUGAAAGAGGUGGAAGCAGCAAAGAAAGCACACCACACAGCAUGCAAAGAGGAGAAGCUGGCCAUCUCUCGGGAAGCCAACAGCAAAGCAGAUCCAUCCCUCAACCCUGAGCAGCUGAAGAAACUGCAAGACAAGAUAGAAAAAUGCAAGCAGGAUGUUCUAAAGACCAAGGACAAGUAUGAGAAGGCCCUGAAGGAGCUUGAUCAGACCACACCGCAGUACAUGGAGAACAUGGAGCAGGUGUUCGAGCAGUGCCAGCAGUUUGAGGAGAAGCGCCUGCGCUUCUUCCGAGACGUUCUGCUGGAGGUUCAGAAGCAUUUGGACCUGUCCAAUGUGGCUAGCUACAAAACCAUUUACCGAGAGCUGGAGCAGAGCAUCAAAGCAGCUGAUGCGGUAGAGGACCUGAGGUGGUUCCGGGUUAACCAUGGGCCAGGCAUGGCUAUGAACUGGCCACAGUUUGAGGAGUGGUCUGCAGAUCUGAAUCGAACUCUCAGCCGGAGAGAGAAGAAGAAGGCUGCUGAUGGUGUUACCCUAACAGGAAUCAACCAGACAGGUGACCAGUCUGGACAGAACAAGCCUGGCAGCAACCUUAGUGUCCCGAGCAACCCCGCCCAGUCCACGCAGUUACAGUCCAGCUACAACCCCUUCGAGGAUGAGGACGACACGGGCAGCAGCGUCAGUGAGAAGGAGGACAUUAAGGCCAAAAAUGUCAGCAGCUAUGAGAAGACUCAGAAUUACCCUACUGACUGGUCUGACGAUGAGUCUAACAACCCUUUCUCUUCCACGGAUGCCAAUGGGGACUCCAACCCAUUUGAUGAGGACACUACCUCAGGAACGGAAGUGCGAGUUCGCGCCCUCUAUGACUAUGAGGGGCAGGAACAUGAUGAGCUGAGCUUCAAGGCUGGGGAUGAGCUGACCAAGAUAGAGGAUGAAGAUGAACAGGGUUGGUGCAAGGGGCGUUUAGACAGCGGCCAGGUUGGCCUAUACCCAGCCAACUAUGUUGAGGCUAUCCAGUGACAGUUCAUGGGCAGGCUGGCGGAGAGAUGGAAAUGGGCAGUUGAGGAGCUCCGUUAGCCUUGGCCUGGGCAGUGACACCUCUAGUGCCCCCAGCAGCCAUGUAGGCAUCUAUUCCACCUGCAAAAGACAAUGGUUCUGUUGUUGUUGGCUUCCUGGUGUACUUUGAAGGCAGAUGAGCUGGUGACUUCCUUGGGCACUUGGCCCCUUUCUAAGCAGAUCUGGGCAGAUCUAGGCACAGGAAGGAUACGGUCCAACAGCGAGAGCCAGGCCCCUCCCCACCCCCACCAGCUCUCUCUAUCAUGGAUCUGCACCUUCUUGCCCUUGUCUCUCCUGAGUCAAUGACGGAGCACACUGAUUCUUGUUCCAUUGAUUAUUUUCUCUGAUGAGGCCCUACCUGGAAGUUCAGUGAACAGACUUACAUGCCAUUUUCUGAGUAAAGAGCUUGAGGUUUUAAUUUAAAGGCAAUGUACAGUUAUACUUUUUUAUAUGCUCUUCCAGUCAGUUAAAUUAUGGCCUACACUGAUCUGAGAUGUUCUCCAUGUGGGCUGUCUUCAUUUCUCUGUGCUGUGUCCAGAUGUGGGGUUGCUGCAGCAGGGGAUCCAUGGCCAGUGCCAUUGCAGGGGUAACCUUGUGCAGCGCCCCAAUACUUCCGUGUUUAGAGACUAUUUUCACUCUGUCCCUGCUUCAAUUUUUGCAGAUUAACAGUUUUAUUAGGGAUUUGGAAAGUUAACAGUAAGAAGACUAACUUUUCAAAACAGCUGCCUCUGUAGACUAAGAUGCUUUACAUUAUACCAUUGUGUCUCGAUGUAUAUCUGUAUAUAUUAUUUGAUAUUCAGAGAAUCUAUAGAGUUCACCCACUGUUGAAUGAGAGCUCGUGGCUUCUGACAGCAGAUCUGGUCAACUGCUUGAAGCCCAUGGCAUUGAAGCACAGGCCUGGCUGGCUAACAGCCCUACCCAGUUAAGAUGUGGCUCUGGCCUCUGAAUGGAGCUGCUGAGAAGACUGAUUCUCAUUGGCCAGGGCUCCAAGCUCCAUGACAGAGCACUGGAAAAGCUCCUAGGACUUUGUAGUCGUCACAGGCUUCACAGUCCCUGUGCCACUCACUGGAGAGUUGGAGGGGUUCCACUCCCCCCCUUCACACACACAUAAGUUCCUCCAAUUGCCCUUGUCCUCAGGUGCAGUGGGAUUGAUUGUUGUGAGCCCCAAGAAUGGGCACAAAGAGGACUUUAUUUUGUUAACUCGGACAGUGUGCAAUGGUGCACAUCAGCAACUUGUAUUUCUUCAGCGUUUGGCAUGAGCACUGUUUCGUAGUGCCUGUGUGUCAUGAGAUCUUACCAGCAGAAAUCCUGUUCCUAAGCUACAGAAUGACCAAAAGCUGUAAAGUCCUUAAUGUUUAGAAACUCCUUUAAAUGUAUAGUAUUUUAGAACAACAACAAAACUCAAUAAACAGUUGAUCCUGAG